Messenger RNA from Trichoderma asperellum CBS 433.97, 3765 nucleotides. RefSeq lists its product as uncharacterized. NCBI's taxonomy places the organism in Eukaryota, Fungi, Ascomycota, Sordariomycetes, Hypocreales, Hypocreaceae. The record is from RefSeq and is a predicted model, not a curated record. Gene Ontology annotation, molecular function: RNA binding. Gene Ontology annotation, cellular component: ASAP complex; precatalytic spliceosome. Gene Ontology annotation, biological process: RNA splicing.
ACAAUCAUCGUCUCGCCACAGCCUCUCCUGUGCCCUCGCCUCGCAUUCCUCUGCUGCACAGGGCUUGGCAGCUCGGCCCAGCUUCACACAGUCUGCGCCUGAUUGAUCGCCGCUGGAUCGCUCCGCAGGCCCGGGUCGGAAUUUUCGAGCUAGCCAGCCAAAACUUCGGCACUAUGGAUCCCAGACGGUCGCCAGCUCUUUACCCCAACCAUCACCACAACCACAGCAAUUCGGCAUCGCGACCGCACUUCCCGCCAUCCACGCACGCAUCGGCGCCGGCCGCAGCCUCGCAUCGCAUCGCCAGCCCAGCCUAUGCUGCGCACCAGCGACGCAUCUCCGACGCGCCCUAUCACCGCCCUCCGCACGCCGUCCGCGACUAUCCUUCAGAGCCCAGCCAUUCGCGCGCCCAGAGCGCCUCGUCGCUGCCCACCGCCCGCGAGCUCAGUCGCAACAUGCCGCCGCCCACGUCGCCUCCCCAGCAGCCGGGGCCGCACGCGCAGCACCAGCACCAGCAUCAACACCAGCACCAGCACCAGCAGCCACACGCCGUCAUGGGAUACGCACCGCCUCCCCCCAGGCCUCCGCCGGUCGCUGUUGGGCCACCAAGCGCUUUUCCUUCUGGCCGUGAGCUGCCAGCCUUAAGCUCCAUCGCACGAUCCGGCUCAGUGUCCAAUGGCGGAAGCUCCAUGUCGAUUUCGUCCAUGCUCGGCGGCCCUCCCCCAGCCUCACGAGAAGCCCAGCCCCCAGCCUCUUCAGCUCAACACUACUCUUCGCACUCGGCACCCACAUCAGCCUCGACCUCUGGUCCUGGCUUCGCAUCGUCUAUUCAAGCCUCGCCUCGAAUGCACUCUGCAUCCUCCGAAUACCCCCCAUUCCGACGUCCUCAAACCCCCGAGCUGCAGCGACCAUACGAUCCCCGAGUCGGUGCUGCGCCUUCUCCUCGAGGCCACUAUGCCACGCCCCCAGAUGUCCAACGGUAUGGCACGCCACAACAACAACAACAACAACAACAACAACAACAACAACAACAGCAGCAGCAGCAGCAGCAGCCACAACAGCCAUACCACUCACGACACCCGUCAAGCUCGGUCGACCCUUCGAGAGAACAAGCAAGGAUACCGACAGGGCCACCACCUCCUGGCCAGAAUGCUGCGCAAUCUAGACCGUACGGGGCGAUGCCACCACGGCCGAUGGACAUCGGGAGAGCGACGGGGCCAGAAGAUGCCUAUGGCCGCCGGGAAGAAGGCAUGCGACCGGCCCCAGGUAUGGAGUAUGGCGACAGGACCGGCCUAAGACCUUAUCCCUACGACGAUCGCUACAGGGCCGAGAGAGAAAGGGCAGCUACAAUUGGAUUGGAGCAGCAGCAGCAGCGGGAGCGAGAAGGCAGGGAGCGGGCGUAUUCCGGAGGCGAUCCGAAUCGACAACCUCCGCCGCCACAUGAUCAGGCACAUCGCGAACCCCCGGUACAUCAAUCUACCCCCUACGGCCCACCCCCUGCCGAGCUGCUCGACCGACGCGAUCCUCGGGACCCUCGCUGGGGACGACCCGAACCCGAAGUCAACUACAGAGCCGCAACACUGGAGCACCAACGCGCUCACCCAGACUAUCCUCCCACCUCUGGACCCUAUGCACCUCACAAUCCUUCAGCAUAUCCGACAGCGCCUCCAGAGAGAUUCCCUCCGGCCUCGCAUCCAGCCUACCCCCCCAGCUCGUCUGGUGUUGCCGGUCCGCCCCAGCCACACGAGUCUCCAGACCGCGCUCGAAUGGAGCUUCACCACUCCCAGCAACAGCAACAGCAACAGCCACCUAGAUCGCGACCUCUCGAUGAGGCUCCACCGUCUCUUUCAUCCGUGCCCUUUGGUGGCGCUGCCGGUCAUGGUCACCACCAGUUCGAUGCCUCGCGAAACAGGAAUGUCGAUGACCCGUCAGGGGGACCUGGCAUCCAUCAACGCAACCUUCUUGCUAUCCAAGAGAUUAACCGUAAAGGGCGCGUCUCCCCGCUUCCACAAGCUGUUCAAGGCGCGCAGCCUCAGCAGCCGGGGCCUGCUGCAGAGCCAGGCAUUAAGAGCGAGUUUGGCCGCAUGUUUGCAGGCAUAGGCAGUGGUGUGGGAAGUAUGAGCGGUGUGUCAAGUCCUGUUACGUCUGCGCCAAUGGCUCAGUACAUUAAUGCUGCGCUAGCCAAACGAGAGGACUCUGAAAAUCCACCACCAGACGCGGGUCCGGAUGGUGCCACCAAGGGCAGGGGCCGAAGGCGCAAGCUGAAUACAGAAGACAGCCGUGAUGAUGAAAGCUCGGGGAGAUUGACGCCGGUAGGCCGUGGUGCGAAGCGCAUUAGGGGGCAUGGGCAUCACCAUCACCAUCACCACCACCAUCACCACCACGCGCCUGAAGGAGCUGCCUCUCCUACUGUUGGUAUCACCACGUUCAAGAACUUCAAAGGCGUUACCCCGACUACCUCACCUACUGAAAAGGCACCGGCCGUUGCGCCUCAUCAUCACCACCACCAUCAUCAUCAUGCAGCAAGAACAGCACAACCCGCCCAGGCUCCAAAGACCGCCCAAAGCCCUCCGGCGCCGAUCCCUCCCAAGCCGCGAACGAUUGUGUCAUCCAAGGCUGUGCUGGAGCAGGUAGCUCGCCAUCCCCGCCACCACUUGGGCGAUUUCAUCUACGAGCCAGAACUGAAAGCAGGACGACUGCUCCCGCACACCCCCACGCACCGGGGCUUCUCGUCUAACCCGAAGCCACUGCCAUAUGAUCUGAUCAAAGGCAAAGAAAACUGCACGCUAACCGUCAAAGUGUCGCGCAUCCACCUAUCUUCGAUUGCUCGAGAGGAGAUUACAUCCAGAGCUUUCCUAUGGGGCACAGAUGUCUAUACCGACGACUCAGAUGUGGUGGCGGCAUGCAUUCACGGAGGAUGGAUCAAGGGAGAAUGGACCGAGGAUGUCGACACAUCUCUGCUGGAUUUGGACCAAGGGAUGAAUGGAGAGACAAAGCGCCGAAAGGUUAAGAACCAAGAAAGCGAGUCCGCGAAUGCCACAUCCGAAGGUCUCAUCUCGGCGCCUCCCGUCGCUGGUCCAAUGGCCGUCCCAGCCGAGCGCGACCUACACGUUACUGUUUUGAUAUUACCUCGACUAGUCAAAUACGGCUCCUCUACGCGCUACGGUAUUACAAGCCGAGAAUUUGGCGGCGAAUACGGAUCUCGACACGCCGUCCACGAUGGAUUAAGCUACAUGGUCAAGAGCAUCCGCUGGGUGCAGAACGGCGCCCAGCCCCAAGCUCGACUGCGUGGAAAGGGCCGACGAGAGCGCAUGAGAGAGCAGGCGGUCAAUUAUAUAAUGAUAGCGGGAUUGACCAAGAGUCUGGAUGCUAAACCUGGCAUAGGCAGCGAGAUCUCUGGCAACUGGGUGAAUAAGAAUCCCACAGACGACUCUCUGGAUGCGAAGCGCCGACAUAGCGAGGGCGACAAGGAGAAUCAACCCGGUGAGAAGAAGAUGAGCGAGGGCCAGUCUGAAGGACACGAUCAGGACAAGGACGUUGAGAUGGGAGAUUUGGGAAAUGAAGAAAAGGUGGCUGCUGUUGAAGAAAAGUAGCUUGCUUAUCUAUUUCCUUGAAAUUCCACUCAACUACCUAUUGUUUUUUAUUACUUCUAUUUUCAUUUUCAUUUUUUACGACCAUUUAACGAAGGCUUAUUUGCUCUGCAUAGGAAGGAAUCAUUCAAGGAAGAAAGGCAGCUCACGGGGAGCUUAUGUAUUUUGGACGGAAGGA